UCCAGUGAGCUGCACGCGAGUUGGAUUAUGUGCGCGUUUCGAGUCCGCGAUUGAACACGAUCGAGGAAUCGCGCGUGCUCCACCGAAACAAUAACUUCCGGUGUUCGAUACGCUAAACCACGAAACGUUACUUGUCGAUGAAACGCCGAUUUUGCCUAGAAACCGUGCUGGGUCAAACACGGAAGAGAGGCGGCGAGAAACACGGUCGAGCGAUCUAAGAAUAUGGCAUAGAUAGAGAAUCAAUCAAUCGGCAGCAUGUGCUAUGUGAUAGUCACUGGACGCAGUCUGUUAUGGACGCUCUUAUCUCUGGCAGCGUUGAUGGCAGUUUUAUCAGGCCUCAUCACUCCCAGAUGGCUUGUAGGACCACCGACCAUUAAGGACACAAAAAACGGAACGGAACUGUAUACACCAACCGUCGGGAUCUACAAUCGUUGCACGAGAUUAUUCGGCAAGACGCACUGCGCGAAUUUCAACGUCGACGGCUUUGCGACGGAUUCCAACGUCUUCCCGGGAUGCUGGAAGGCGUCCCUGUUUUUCCUGUCCGCGGGCCUGGCGGCGAUGUCGGUGACCGUGAUAGCCGCCCUGCUCGGAUGCUGCGUGCAGAGCAUCGGCCGCAAGAGCAUCUUCAAUCUGGCGGGAGUGGCGCAAGCCGUUGCCGGAAUAUUAUAUCUUUUCGGGAUGAUUCUGUAUCCUGCCGGUUGGGGUGCUGAAAGAGUACAGAGGAUCUGCGGUCCCGAAGCCGAUGCCUUCUAUCUCGCUAACUGCAGUCUUGGCUGGGCGUUUUAUAGCGCGGCGAUCGGCGUUGCUCUCACCUUCGUCUGCGCCGCUUUUAGCGGACAGGCGGAGAAGUCGACGGCCAGUGACAAGGUCCAGGACAAAAUGAACGAAGGAAAGACCCUAAUAUGCUUAGCCUGAGCAUGCAAAUAAAAUCAGCGAGGGGUCUGGCCUCGCCAUAAUGGGUGCCACGGUGCGAGGCGUCGAAAUGGGAUACUAGAAGAAAACCAGUGCAACCAGAAAUAUUCACCUCGUUGUGUUCAUCGCGCAGCAGAAUGAGACGAAAGUUUUAUCGUGGUCGAAAUUGUUGCACGAAUAAUUUAAUUAUGGGUUUGCAAGGCAAAUGAACAUUAUUGGUGAAUGUCAUACGCGACGUAUUGUAUGCACAAUGAUCAAAUAUUGGAUGUACUUACCGUCUUUCCACACUUAGUGCCGCAAUUUAUACUGACGCCUACGAUGCUCGCAGAGAAUUCCUAUUUUAUAUCUUAUACAUGUUUUUAUAUGUUAA
This is a messenger RNA of Cyphomyrmex costatus, 1282 nucleotides long. RefSeq names its product lipoma HMGIC fusion partner-like 2 protein. Bases 256 to 915 code for a protein of 219 amino acids. The transcript is spliced from 5 exons. The record is from RefSeq and is a predicted model, not a curated record. Lineage: Eukaryota; Metazoa; Arthropoda; Insecta; Hymenoptera; Formicidae. Gene Ontology annotation, cellular component: membrane.